Molecule: messenger RNA, 969 nt
Organism: Camponotus floridanus (Florida carpenter ant)
Lineage: Eukaryota; Metazoa; Arthropoda; Insecta; Hymenoptera; Formicidae
Exons: 2
Coding region: 116-799 (227 amino acids)
Source: RefSeq, a predicted model, not a curated record
UCUUAUCAUCGUAGAUCCAAUAAACAAGAUCUAAUUUUGUGUAUAUAAAGUCGAAAAAAAAGUGCAGAGCAUCAGUUUUCGGAAUCAUCAGUAGAAGUACAGCAGUAUUCCGAAGAUGAAAUUCGCAUUAGCACUCUUAGCUCUCGUGGCUACGGUUUCCGCUGGGAAGAUCGAGCUCCCUAAUUUCGGUAGAGGCCAGCUUCAUAAUGACAUCCAAGAUUUCAUCGACCUGAUAGAUACGGAUAAAGUAAUCAACAUCUUUCUUCAAUACGUAGCUGAAGAUGCUGAAGUCAAGGACGCAAUUGCAUUCUUGGAAUCUGAUGAAUUCAAAGGGUUGGUAGUGAACGUCGAGCAUAUGUCUGAGGUUAAAACCUUGAUGGAUUACAUCCAUCAUGCCGGCAUUGACAUUUACCAAAUCGUAAACUUGUUAAACGAUUUUCUUAAACUCGGUCAUCUGACUCCGCCCGACUUUACUCAACGUGUACAUAAACAACUCACCGGUGGAGUCCGUGGACUCGUUGAUGACAUUCUGGCCGUUUUGCCCAAGGACGAGCUUAACGACUUAUACGAGAAGAAGCUGAAGAGCUCUCCAGAAUUCGCCAAGUUUGUCGACCAAUUGAAGUCCGAUAAUUUCCAACAAAUUGUCAAUAAGGUUUACGCUAAUCCCACAUUCCAAAAGCUCCUGAAACGUGCCGAUGAAGCUGGAAUUGAUCUUGAACUCAUCAAAAAUUUGCUGAAGGUUCUGUGGGGCAUUGAUGUUCCGCCCCGCCCCUCUCGUUUUCAUGUACGUAGAUUCUAGACGCCAGCGCAUUGUAUAAAAAACAAGAAUUUCCACAUACUACUAUAUAUAUAUAUCGAAUAACUUUCAAAAAGAUAUUGUAAUCUCGCAGAAAUUAUAAAUUCUUUGGUCAUGUAAUUUUACGCGUACUUUACUUAUAUGAAAUAAAAGCAGCUUUCUAUAUAUUCCUA